Molecule: messenger RNA, 2331 nt
Organism: Cuscuta epithymum
Lineage: Eukaryota; Viridiplantae; Streptophyta; Magnoliopsida; Solanales; Convolvulaceae
Source: the annotation of a GenBank genome assembly
AUUGAAAUAAAAAACGUAGGCGCCAAAAGAACCAAAACUCCCGCCGUUUCUCAAUUAUUUCUUCCCCGCUUCUGUAUUAGGAUAGUCUUCGCAUGAGAAAGCUGAACAGAGAGGAGUGGAGAUGCCCGGCCGCCAACCUCACCCAGCCACCCCCGUCUCCGCCGUCUUCGCCGCCCCCAAGCGCAGCAAGAAGCGGGGGAGCUAUAACUGCGGCCGAUGCGGCGCUCCGAAGAAAGGACACGUUUGUCAUUUCACCCCUGCCCCUACCGUGAACACCAGCACUCCAGCUAUCAGCGACUGUACCUCAUCGGAUUCGCAUUCGCCUCUCGUCGCCGGCGACCCUCUUCCUCGCCAGCCUCCCUCCCGCCUCCCUCGAGCUCUCUCGUUCGACGAAUUUGACCUGGGAGACUUCCCUGGACCCGAAGACGAAGAUGUCCCGGAGUAUCCGGAUCUGGACGGGUCGGGGAGCUUGCCGUUUGAGUGCCUGUGGGAAGUUCUCAAGAGGCUUCCGCCUCCAGCGCUGCUUUUGACGGCCAGUGUGUGUAAGGGAUGGAGGGAUACUGCUAAGCUGCUGUGGAGAGCGGCGGAGGAGCUCCGGCUUCGGGUUCCGUCCAAGGCUGAGGUUGGACACGUCAGGUCGUUGUUGCAGAAGUGUCCGGAUCUGGUCAGACUUUCUCUAACAAUGCAGAGUGAUGUAGAUGCAAUGAUGUUGGCCUGCAUUGCAUUUUCAUGCCCUAAGCUAGAGUCUUUGGAGAUAUUUAUAUCCAAGACCUCAGUAAAUAGGAUAACCGGGGAUGAAUUGAGCCAUUUUCUAAGUGAUAGAAAAUGUCUUUCUAAUCUCAAGAUGGAAGGAUGCUCCAACCUUGGAGGUUUUGUUCUUUGUUCUAGCAAGCUGUCUUCACUUUGGCUUUCCGAACUUCGCUGUCUCUCUAAGAUGGUAUUCAAGUGUCCCAGUUUGAAGGAGAUUUCGUUGGACUUUUCCCAAGAGAAUGACAACACCGAUAUCACAACCAUGGUUGACUGUCUUGGAAGAGGCUGUCCAAGACUGCAAAACAUUCAUAUUUCUUCUGUUCGACUCUCACAUUCUUCUGUGCUUGCUUUGGCUGGAGCAAACUUGAGAUGGUUGCGAAUGCUUUCCCUUGUACUUGGGUCUGAAAUAACUGAUGCAUCUGUUGCAGCUAUUGCUUUUAGCUACCCAAGGCUUGAAUUGCUUGAUCUGAGUGGGUCUAGUAUAACUGAUGCUGGCAUUGGAAUGAUAUGCAAUGUUUUUGCUGAGACAUUGUCUAAUUUUCUCAUUGCCAUUUGUCCUAAUAUCACUUCGAGUGGCAUUCAAUUUGCUGCUGCUGAAUUGCCUCAACUAGAGCUAUUGGACUGUGGAAUGACAAUAUGUGACCAAAAAUUAGAUGAUGAGGAGAACAGUGAUUAUGACAUGCAAAAGCUGCCAACCAGUGAACCACACAUUGUGUAUCAAAAGCUGAUUAUCAAACACAGCCGGUUGAAGAAAUUAAGCUUAUGGGGUUGUUCUGGCUUAGAUGCAUUAUACUUGAACUGCCCAGAACUUGUUGAUUUGAACAUAAAUUGCUGUAGAAAUUUGCAACCAGAGAGAUUGUUGCUUCAGUGCCCUAAUCUGGGCACUGUUCAUGCAUCUGGUUGUCAAGGUAGUUUGGUUGAGUGCAUUCAGACACAGGUAUUGAUUUUCUUAUGAUACAAUUUUAUGCCAGUCAUGAUCAAAACAGCAAUUAUAUUCUUCUUUUUUAUCCAUAUCUGUAUAUCAGCCAGUAGUGGAUUUGUCCAAACAAAAAUUAACUUCCUAGCCAGUUCUCUAGGAAUAAUACAGAUUAGCUCAAAACUGCCUAAUGAAGCAGGUACUUAGCAGCAAUUUUGCAGAUGUAGAAACUCAUCAGUUCCCUCUCAAACGCAUGCCUGAUGGUUCCAAAAGGAUUCAGGCGGUUCCUUAUCUAUUCAAUCCCCAGCCAUUUGAUGAGAAAACAAAGAAGAGAAAGCUUUCAGUACGACGACGCAAUUGUGCCGUGCUUGUGAAUUACGACUAUUGAAUACAGUAUCUAUCUCCUAAAGCAAUUAGUUGCCAAUGCCUGAUGAACUUCUUUCAUAUACAUUCUUGAGUUGAGAUACUUUAUUAUUUAUUUAACAAUAAUAAUUAUAAAUAAACAGUUUCUGAAAUGCAAGCUGUGGAUAUUUGGGUGUUUUUAGUUUUAGUUAGACUUUAUAGAAAGGAGAUUGCAUAAUUGUUACUUGGCUUGGGAUAUUUUCACUUAGAUUGCUUUGAGCUUGAGACUUGAAUGAUCAAAAUCACAUUUAAUCACACUUAAA